Molecule: messenger RNA, 3510 nt
Organism: Xyrauchen texanus (razorback sucker)
Lineage: Eukaryota; Metazoa; Chordata; Actinopteri; Cypriniformes; Catostomidae
Gene: inpp5a
Product: inositol polyphosphate-5-phosphatase A
Exons: 16
Coding region: 355-1593 (412 amino acids)
Biological process (GO): phosphatidylinositol dephosphorylation
Molecular function (GO): inositol-polyphosphate 5-phosphatase activity
Source: RefSeq, a predicted model, not a curated record
AGUACGGGACUCACUCCAGCAGCAGUGUGUCCUCCUUAAACAAACCCGAGCAAUGCGCUUAUUUCCCGCACCCAUUGCCAGGGAGACACGCUCCGCGCUGAAAUGAGCCGAUUAAACAGGGAAACUUUUCAAAUCAUGGCCGAGACGGUGGAAAAGUAAAGCGAGACGCCUUGAGUACGGACUGCGCUCUGCUUUUGCGUACUACACGCACACGAGUAUGCACGAGCCCAGCUGAUCGAGACUCGAACCCGCGGCGUUUGACGUGAAGAACCGUUAUCCCUCGACUCUAUAUCACCGUUCACUCCAGAAACGGCUGACAUUAGCUAUCAAGUGCAGUUCCUGAUAUAAUUAAGGAUGGCGGAGAAGCUGACAGGACAAGGCGCGGGAAUAUUGCUGGUGACGGCCAACGUUGGAUCGCUGUUUGAAGAUCUGGAGAAUCUACAGAAGACAUGGCUGCGGGAGUUUUACCAGACCGUUCAAGCACACAGGCCUCAUUUUGUGGCGGUUCACUGUCAGGAAGUUGGUGGGAAGAAUUAUGAAGCGUCCAUGACGCACGUGGACAGCUUCAUCAAUGAGCUGCUGUCCAGUGACGCCAUGAAGGAGUUCAACCGAGCGUGCAUCUACUUCGACAAGAACUACAAUUCACAGGAGCAGUUCACAGCUCUGGGAUGUUGCUACUUCCUCCACGAAUCGUUGAAAAACAUCCAGCAGUUUGAUUUCAAAGCCAAGAAGUUCAAGAAGGUGGUUGGUAAGGAUAAUUGCUCUGACAAGCUGACGAGCUCCAACAUGCUGGAGAAAGAGAAGUUUCCUCAACACUAUUUCCCUGGGUGUAAGUGGUCCAGAAAAGGCUUCAUCAGAACUCGAUGGACUUUGGCUGACUGUGCCUUUGACCUGGUCAACAUCCACCUGUUUCACGAUGCAUCUAAUUUGGUGGCGUGGGAAAAAAGUCCCUCUGUCUAUUCAGCCACGCGACAGAAAGCACUCAGCUACGUGCUGGAAAGGAUCACAGAUCAGCGUUAUGAGCGGCUGCCGUAUUUCUUCUUCGGUGACUUUAACUUCAGGUUGGACUUGAAGCAGGUUACUGAGGCUCUCUGCUCGACUGCCUCCAUGCAGACAGUGAGAGCGGCCGACACCAAUCAAGUGGACAAACUCAUCUAUAGAGAAUCAGACAAUGACCGCAAGGUCGUCUUACAGCUGGAAAAGAAGUUAUUUAACUACAUAAAUCAGGAUGUUUUCCGGGAAGACAACGGAACGCUGCUUUUACAGUAUGAUAAGGAGCUGUCCACCUUCAAAGACCAUCUUCAUGAGCUGCAGAUCUCAUUUCCUCCCAGUUAUCCGUACAGUGAAGACAGCAGUCAGGGGAAGCAGUACAUGAACACGAGAUGUCCCGCCUGGUGUGACCGAAUCCUGAUGUCGGCCUCGGCCAGAGAUCUGCUGAUAAAGUCGGAGAAUGAGGAGAAGUCAAUAACAUAUGACAACAUGGGACCCAACGUCUGUAUGGGGGACCACAAGCCGGUCUUCCUGUUCUUUCGGUUAAUCACAGGGGCAGGUAAACCUCAUGCACAUAUGCACAAGUGUUGUGUCGUGCAGUGAUGUGGGAGAUGUUGCCAAAGCUGGAGAAGAUUUCAUGAAAAGCGCCCCUGUGAGAAACAGUUGGACGGACACAAACACACUCUUACACACACACACAUACUCUUACAUACAAUCACACACAUACACACACACACACACAGAAGAGCCUGUGCUGUCGCAUCCAUAGCAACGACACAUUUACACAUCAUGAACGCUUCAAGAGUUCACAGACGCACGUGUUCUGCGUCGCUGCAUUUCCUCGAAACACCGUGAGACAUUCCCACACAUCUUUGCCUUGUUUCCAGAACUCUAAUCUCACACGAGAAAUACUCACGAUUUUAAAAAGCAUACUUGCGAGUUUUAGACGCGUAUCUCCCCACAUAUGAUGAGCUUCUCCCAUACAGUAUAUAAGAUGUUUUAAAAAGUGCAAUGCAUUGUUGUAUAUCUCUAUUAUUAAGUUUAUUUGUACAUCAGGAUAUGACACAUGAGUCUUCUAGACGUCCUCUGUUAGAAUACAUUUACAAAGAUUUCUAUGAUUGUGUUUUCUUUGGGUUUGAUUUUUUGCCGACUCGUGUUGUUACACCCUGCCAUGCCUCGUACAGCCUCUCAUUUUAUAUUCUGUAUUUUUUAAAGAGAUAAUUUAUAAUUAUGCUGAUUUAUGAAGACAAACGGCUGCUUGGAUGUUUGUCAGCUCAAAUGUUUAAAUAGUUAUAAACAAUCAUGUAAUAGCACAUCAUAUGAGAUGCCAUUUUAGCCAAUAUGAUUAUAUAUAAAUAUAUAUAUCUCCAGUUUAAAGUGUUUUCUGUCCUUAAAGAAGUGCCAUAAGCCAUGCAAGUAUAUUAGAGAGUUUCAUAUCUCAGUCAUGCUCGGUUAUUACUCUUAACUUAUUUCUGUGUGAUAAUGAUAAGUCUGAAUGUGAUGUUUUAAAUCGGCUUGGGGAUCUUAAAAUAGCGCUAUCCUUUCUCUUUCUCUUUCUCUUUGUUUUCCUUUUUUAGGAUUAUUUUUGUUGUCUUAUCGUGUCAUGGUGCCAACUGUUGAAACACGUCUAAUGUAGAGUUUGAGUUCAUCCUCACAUUGUGCCGUCCGGCUUUAAAGGGGAAAUACUCUCAGAUUUACACCCGUUACUAGUAACUAAUAAUGUGUCAUCACAGCCGUUCCACGUGAUGUUACAAUUGCUCAGUUGUAACAACAUUACAAUGUAACAUGAACACUGUAAAGACAAAUGUUACAGUUCCCGAUGAAUUCUUUGAGCUGUUGUGCUUUAUUGAUGUCAUUCAUUACACUACAGAGAAUCCCUCCAUUGAUCCUUGAUUUCUAAAUCACAUCAGAAUGAUUUUGUGACGCCUUGACAGUGAUUUGGUUUGAUAAAACUGCUUGUUAACAGUUUUCUUCCUGCAAGUCAGGUGAUACAAUUCACUGUUUAAGCAGAUAGAGAUGAGACGUCACGGAUGGCAAGACCUCCAAAAGCAAUAAAAUCAUCCGGAUUCAUCUGAGUGCCUCUUUGUCAUUAGUCAAGCAAACCCGUAAUCCCACCAAAUCCAGCGGAACCAGUUUUGGCAUUUCGAUGUUUGACAUCAUUAUAGAUGAUGAUGCUGUAGGGUAAGACAUAAUAUUAGAAAGAUGUUUUGUUGUUAUUAUUAUUAUUAUUAUUAUUAUUACAGUCAUUCUCAUUUGUAAUGAAUAUUGUUCUCAUAUUGUGAUUAUAUUGCUGUUAUUGAUGAAAUGAAUGUGAUAUUAUUGAAAAUAUUAUUCUGUUGGUGUGACGGAAUGGCCAGCUCCAGGACGUCCUGCUUAAAAUGUCUCAGGAGAAAAUCGCAUGCGUGGAAAGACACUUGUGUCAUCACAUGACAAUUGCAAAACAGUCUCACACAUGUAUCAUAAUGUUCAGACAACACUUAUUAAACAUUCAUUUGUACAAUCCUUAUAGAGCGUCUGUUU